AUGGAGGACAGCGAGGAUAAAACAGCCGCUGCCAGUCACGAUCUUUUGAAUUAUGUCAAGCGUCUGGAAGGAAGAUUGAAUGCUGUUGAGGAAGGACGCUCUCAAGCAUCGGCUCCAAGUACGUCGCCCGGGUCACAGCGAGGUUCUCAUACCUCGGAAAACGCAAGUGUUUUUCGCGAGACACUCAAAAAUUACGGGCCAUUUGGCCAGAGGAUGACAGUAAAUGAUCUUAGUGGGGAGGAUGGCAUUGAACGGGGUGUAGAUAUACGUGCUGGAGCAGCUCGCGCUCAACAAGAGUACCCUCGUCAAGCACAGGGUCAAGGGAUGGUGAGAGAUAUGCCACCGCAAAGACAUCCCGUGAUGAAUCCGUUUGGCCCAUCUGGGGGUGUAACAAUACCAAAGUUGAACAUUCAGAAUUUCAACGGAGCUGAAAUAUAUGCAGGUCUCGGUGCAGGUUUUAAGCAGUGGGCUUAUUUGUUUAUCGAGGCAAUUGAGGUCACGGAAUUGUCCUCUGGUUUUGCUUGGACGGAACGUUUGAAGGUAAACAAGCUUGGAGAGCAUAUGGAAGUCCAUGCGGCCAGUUACUUCCAAGCAAAUAUUGGCAUCUGCUGCGCGCAAAAAAAACCUAUUGACGUGAAUAAGAAAUUUUCGAAUAUGGUAAUGAAUGUGGCGACAGAAGGCGUGCAAAGCGAUGUCCAAAAAGGAACUUUACAUCAUUUUCACGCUCGUUUGGGUCAUCUAGCUUAUGACACAAUUGAGAAACUGGCAAAAGAUUCCAGGUCAGGCAUUGCAAUAACGGAUCACUCGAGACCGAAUUGUCUGACAUGUGCCGAAGGAAAAUCUACAAGAGCAAAGCAAGCGCAGAAAGACACGGGUCAACACGCUCCGAUUUGA
Peronospora farinosa is the source of this 894-nucleotide messenger RNA. Lineage: Eukaryota; Oomycota; Peronosporomycetes; Peronosporales; Peronosporaceae. The record is from the annotation of a GenBank genome assembly.